Messenger RNA from Naegleria fowleri, 441 nucleotides. RefSeq lists its product as uncharacterized. The coding region runs from base 1 to 441 and encodes 146 amino acids. The record is from RefSeq and is a predicted model, not a curated record. The transcript has a single exon. NCBI's taxonomy places the organism in Eukaryota, Heterolobosea, Eutetramitea, Acrasida, Naegleriidae.
AUGGACUCUUUAAAACCAACAACAACCACUCCAAACAAUGUUUCAGAUCCCAACAGCCAAAGCAUUGUUGAUAGAACCAUUAAGGAGACUAGUAGUGUAAGGGAGGAAGACAAUCAUCAAAGCAGUGAUGAUCUAACUGAUGAAUUUAAAAGAGAGUUAGACUUAAAGAAUCAACUCACUGAUGCGUUAGAAAUUGAUCAGAUAAACAACUUUGAAGAAGAGCUUAAUCAGAAACAAAGAGAUUUUGAACGUCAGCUCGAAGAGAAAAAAAACAAUUUCAUGAAGAAAAUUAAUCAAAUCAAAACAGAUUUCAUCAAUCAACUGAAAAAGCAAAGUGAAAACUCCACUCAACAGUUUGACAACAAUAUAAAGUGUCCAAAUUGUGGGCAUGUAUUUUGUCCUUAUGGAAGUGAAAGGAACAAGACAAAAGACCUCUUGUAA